Bathycoccus prasinos is the source of this 1830-nucleotide messenger RNA. Its product is annotated as sodium/calcium exchanger protein. Gene Ontology annotation, biological process: monoatomic cation transport; transmembrane transport. Lineage: Eukaryota; Viridiplantae; Chlorophyta; Mamiellophyceae; Mamiellales; Bathycoccaceae. The coding region runs from base 1 to 1830 and encodes 609 amino acids. Gene Ontology annotation, cellular component: membrane. The record is from RefSeq and is a predicted model, not a curated record. Gene Ontology annotation, molecular function: monoatomic cation transmembrane transporter activity. The transcript has a single exon.
AUGAGUCUGUUGUUCGUCGGCGUUCUGUGCGCGGUUUGCUUUAAUGAUGCGCCCGUUGCUCAAAAUAUCGACUCCGUUUCCUCCUCCUCCUCCUCCGUGUUGGAACCGUCCUUGUCUUUUUCCAAAGGAGGGCGGGUUUUGCUCGGAGAAAAGGAGGAGGAAAACGAACGCGAUGAUGUGUUGGUGUUGCCGUCAAAAGAAGACGAAGAAGAAAAAGAAGCGAAUUUUUACUGCACUUCACUCGCCAUCGAGCGGAGCGCGGACAAGUGCACGCACGUGCAAAAAUACGAAUGCAACGCGGACACGGAGUCGAUGAUUGCGAAUUAUCUGUAUUUUCAUCACUGCACGAUGAAAGAGUACCAGAGUUUGUCCGUGUUUACGUUAAUCGGGGUCGUGAUCCUUUCCUUUUACGUUUUAGGAGACACGGCGGAGGAAUUUUUCUGCCCGGUGGUUCGCAGAGUCGCCAAGGUUUUACAGUUGUCGCCGAAUACCGCCGGGGUGACUUUACUGGCGUUAGGAAACGGAGCGCCGGAUGUGUUUGCGUCUUUGGCGGCGUUUUCGAGCGGAGAUGGAGGGAGUGGGGAGAUUGGUGCUGGGAUGAUUGGCGCAAUCGUUAGCGCGGGGAUGUUUGUGAGCGGCGGGGUGGUUGGCGCCGUGGCGGUGGUUGCCGCGCCGUUUGAAGUACCGCGAGGCGCGUUUUUAAGAGACGCGUGGUUUUAUUUCUUCGGCGCGGUUUUGGUGUGUUACGUAGUUACGAGUGGAGAGGUUUACCCGAGACACGCGAUUGGUUUUAUUUUGUAUUAUUUAGCGUUUGUGUGUUUGGUGAUUGUGUCGGACGUGAGAGAGAGAAGGAAAAGACUGACUCGAGACGGAGGAGGAGAGUCGAUGAGCGACGUGGUAGGGAGUAGUCAUAGCGGUUUGGAGGAGAAGGAACAAAAUUUAGUAGGGUUGGACGGGGAGAAGGGUGUCGUCGAUUGGAUGGAUGAACCGCCGGCGCACGAAGUGCUCGGAGAAAACAUCGUCAGAUGGUGUCAAGCGCACGGGAGAACAAAGUACGGUUUGUUUAAAGCGCUCGUGCACGCGCCGUUAGACGUAUGCAGACGAAUGACGAUUCCGUCCGCGGAACCAGACCGUUGGAAUAGAUUUUACGCGUUGUCUUCUGUCGCGCUCGGGCCUUUGUUGUUGCUGCAUCAGGUCAAAGACGUCGUGGGCGCGCAGACGUUGAUUGGGAACGAUUUCGUUGGUUUUUUACCGCUUUGGAUGUGCGUUUUGAUACCGUCGACGUUGGUCGGAUGCGCGGUUUUUGUCGCAUCCAAUCACUCGCACCAACCUGAAUAUUGGCCGUUAGCACUCGCGUUGGCUUUUGGGACGUCCAUCGUUUGGAUUUCCUUAGCGGCGACGGAGUUGCUGGAGUGUUUGACCGUACUCGGACACAUUUCUGGGAUAUCGCCGGCUGUUUUAGGGGUGACUGUUUUAGCGUGGGGGAACUCCGUCGGUGAUUUAGUCGCCGACGUUGUCAUAGCAAAAAGUGGCCAACCAACUAUGGCGGUUGCGGCGUGUUAUUCGGGUCCAAUGUUCAACAUGUGCGUCGGUUUGGGUUUGGCGUUUGCGUUGCAAGCCAUCGAACUUUCCCCUGCACCGUUGACGCUACUGACGCACGCAAACAUACCGAUUAGUUUCAUGUUUUUAUUCGCAAGUUUGCUUUUAAGCUUGACGUAUGUUCCAGCGAAACGGUUCCGGGUGACUAAACCUUUCGGCGUGACGUUGAUUUUGUUAUACGCGUUAUCGAAUAUGAUUAUGAUUGGCAUCGAAGUUGGCAACAAUUUAUAG